GAUUUAAAAUUCCCUCUUUCUUUGUUUACAGUCCGACCAGAUGAGGUACUACCCGAGCCAACUCUACGCAUCAUGGCGCGGUCGACGGUGUACAACGUCGGUGAAACCAAAGCCAUCUUCUGUAAAGGAGAAAAUCUCGUAGAACCUAUUCAAUGGUACUCCCCCUCGGGCAAGUUAGUCGAGGAGCGAUCUACCAAGAAUAGUCGAGUGUUCGUGGAACGGAAGACGGAAGACAAUGGAGUCCUAGUGCCCCUCAUCAUCCAUCGCAUCAAGAUCAGCGAUGGAGGCAACUGGACCUGCAAAGCCGGGAACCUGAGUGAAACGAAGGAGUUUAUAGUCGGAGAAAAAGUAAACAUCACCGAUAGAAACGUCACUCUCGAGGGAGAGGAGGGAAAAUCUGUGAAGUUGACUUGCGAGGCCAACGGCUACCCUCUUCCAGUCGUCGUGUGGUACAAGGAUAAGCAUCAAAUUAGGGAUAAGGAAGACCCCAAGAAGUACACCAUCAAGCCAGACAACACCUUAGAGAUCAAGAAAUUGAACCACGCCGACGUUGGCCUUUAUGUGUGCAAAGUGAGACAAAAGGCUCUGUCACACUACACUGAGAAGACUGUUCAUCUGUCUGUUCAACAUAAACCAAUUUUGUACAACAGUGAUACACAGAUGAUUUACACAAACACAAAAUACAAGACUGAAGAGGUUUACGCAAUUUUGGGUGACACCAAAAACGUGACUUGCAGUGCCAUUGCAAACCCACCUCCUACCUACAAGUGGUUCAAAAGGAACAACGGUUACGAUGACGAUGCCAUCACGGACUCUGAUACGGUGAUCACUUCCGAAGAUGGAACCAACUCCGUGCUUGUAUUAAGAAUUCGAGACGAAUCCUACUAUGGUGAAUACAGGUGUUCUGCAACUAAUGACAAGGGUUCCGAAUCCAUCAUCUUCCACGUGAACCCUGGCUCCAAGCCUCUACCACCAGAUACCGUCCAACUGGCAGGGGCUAACACAACCAGUCUAACCUUCAACGUCACCUGCUCAUCCUGCAACUUUGCUACUCCAGAUGAAGUGCCCGAAUCACCCGACCCGAAAAACCUCACUGUUAUUGGCUACAUUUUCCAGCUUGCUCCUCUUAAGCAAGGUUAUCCAGCUGACUGGGAUGGUGCACCCGAAUUCCGUGUUGACAUCGAAAGCGCUAACAAUACUCUGUUCACGUUAGGACCUCUAUCAAACAGCACAGUAUUCCACGUUCGUGUGCGUACGCGCAACGCCGCUGGUAACUCUGAAUGGUUGGAAGCAGGGAAUGCAGCGACCACUGAUGACGCUAUCAGGCUCGCUGCCAGUUUACUCCUCAUCACCGUGACCAUAUGCAUGCGUAUCUUUGGUCCUUUUUAA
Molecule: messenger RNA, 1389 nt
Organism: Spodoptera littoralis (African cotton leafworm)
Lineage: Eukaryota; Metazoa; Arthropoda; Insecta; Lepidoptera; Noctuidae
Source: the annotation of a GenBank genome assembly